GAUAAGAGAUCAUAUUGUUUGGAUAGGAGAACCAAAGAUUUUAUCAUAUCCAUAUAUUUCCCCUUUGAAAUUAAUAAAUCUUAUCAUUCUCGUUCCAAUUCACACGAGGCCAUUUUAUUUCAUUAGGAAUAUUAAUUUUAACAUUUUAACAUUUAUGCAAAAAAUAAGCAAAGAAGUAUCACUAUCACCUGCAAGUUAUGGUCUUCUUUUUUUUCAAAAUAGGGAAAAUUAUAUUAAUAAUAGCCUGUAAAAGAGGUGCUUGGUAUGGGCAUCCGUUUUAGAUUAUACUAGUAAAUUUUAAAAUUAUCGAUUACGAAUUAUGUGGGAAAAAAAAUAUUACAAAUUCUGUUUUUACAGUAAUUACAAUUGUAAAAUAAAAUUUUAAUGAGAUUAGUAUUUGAAAGAGAAAGGAAAAAAAUCACCAAAUAGGGUACGGAGUAAUAUUUUAACAAAGCACCAAACAUUCCCCUGUGGGCAGACACCCCACUGUUGGCUGUUGCUUCAACGUCCAGCCUCCAUCUCCCGUUUUCUGCAAGUGCACUGAACUCCGCCAACGUCUGAUCGAGCUCUGAAUUCGAAACUGGGGCGCUGCGCGUAAUCAGAGCAACAGAUAGCAACCAUGGAUGGUAGGUGAAACCUGACAUACCCGUUUUCUGCAAGUGCACUGAACUCCGCCAACGUCUGAUCGAGCUCUGAAUUCGAAACUGGGGCGCUGCGCGUAAUCAGAGCAACAGAUAGCAACCAUGGAUGUUGAUUCACAACCAAUGAUGGAGGAAACUAUUUUGGUCGGUGAUGAUCUUAUGAUGGGACCACCAUCACCACUCAUUCCGCCAGAGAUUGCCUCUCAUGUAUUAGAAGAUGUUGACUUAUGUGAUGGGGUAUUGAGGAACUUUUUUCUAUGCUUGCAAAUCAAUGAUAUUGAGCCAUUUUGUCAAGAUGAGAUUGUUGUAUAUAAGCAAUGCGCGGAGAAAAGGGAUAAGGAACUAAGGCAACAGCUUCAAGAUAGCGAACACAAAUUGGGGUUAUCUAUGCCUUUUGAAGAAGCAAAGGAACGAGCUGUUCAGCUUGAGUCAGAAGUCACGUCAUUGGAUAGGCGGUUAAUUCUGGCUAGUGGAAUUGAAGGCAGGGAAGGAUUUCGACAGCGAUGGAGUUUACAUGGGCGCCUCACAGAUACCAAGAGAAGGUUAGAGGCCUUGAAGCAGGGAAUAGAGAAGAGAAAAAAGGAUGAGCCAGUCGGAGGUUCUACGACAAAAGGAUGGUUCUUUUGGUGAGACUUAAUGCAGCGAUCUUGUGGAUUACUCUGCAGGUAUCUGCUCCUGUGAUAGUGGUGAAAGUAAGAGCUUCUAGAUCAUCGCCAAAUAUUCUCUUGUGCUAAGUUCUGGUAAAACCUUGUGGUGGUGUACCGAACUGAAGCAGCAAUGCGUAUUAAAUAGUCCGAACAAGAGGCUUAGAUUGUAGUAGCAAAUUAUCUACUAUUUAGUGUGGACUCUCCUCAUUUGUCAACCAUUGUUGGAACUUGGAAGUAAGAAGAUUUCAUUUGUUUUCAUGUAGUUAUGUUAUUACUUCUUUACUUUUAUGGAUAUUGUAGGUUAUAGUU
This is a messenger RNA of Rhododendron vialii, 1597 nucleotides long. RefSeq lists its product as uncharacterized. The transcript has 8 exons. The record is from RefSeq and is a predicted model, not a curated record. Lineage: Eukaryota; Viridiplantae; Streptophyta; Magnoliopsida; Ericales; Ericaceae. Bases 744 to 1271 code for a protein of 175 amino acids.